Musa acuminata subsp. malaccensis (wild Malaysian banana) is the source of this 1852-nucleotide messenger RNA. Its product is annotated as beta-glucosidase 32. Gene Ontology annotation, biological process: carbohydrate metabolic process. The record is from RefSeq and is a predicted model, not a curated record. NCBI's taxonomy places the organism in Eukaryota, Viridiplantae, Streptophyta, Magnoliopsida, Zingiberales, Musaceae. Gene Ontology annotation, molecular function: beta-glucosidase activity.
UCGUCAUCCAUCAUCCACAGCUCGCUCGGGCCUUUGUGCGUCUAUAAGUGAGCAGACGAAGGCCUGCCUUCGGCCACAUAAUACAGCGCCGGAAGGUGGCGUGGCGGAGAUGGGGAGCUGGCGGGCUCUGUUGCAGCGGCGGCUGCUGUUGCUCUCUGCUUUGGCGGUGGCUGUUCGUGUGAAGGCACUCAGCAGAGACGAUUUCCCCGCCGGCUUCAUUUUUGGCGCAGGCACCUCCGCUUAUCAGGUAGAAGGUGCAGCUGCAGAGGGGGGAAGAACACCCAGCAUUUGGGACACGUUUACGCAUGCAGGGAGAACUUUCGACCAGAGCACCGGAGACGUAGCGGCUGAUCAGUAUCACAAGUACAAGGAAGAUGUGAAGCUGAUGCAUGAGAUGGGCUUCGAUGCUUACAGAUUCUCCAUCUCCUGGUCCAGAGUUAUCCCCAAUGGUCGAGGGCCUGUGAAUCCACAAGGCUUGCGGUACUACAACAACCUGAUCGAUGAGCUCAAAAGAUAUGGAAUCGAGCCUCAUGUCACUCUUUACCACUUCGACCUUCCGCAAGCACUGGAAGACGAGUACGCCGGGCAGCUGAGCCCAAAGAUCGUAGAGGACUUCACCGCUUACGCCAACGUGUGCUUCAGCGAGUUUGGGGAUCGAGUCAAGCACUGGAUCACCGUCAAUGAACCCAACAUAGAUCCCGUCCUCGGCCACGAUUUCGGCAUCUUCGCGCCUGGCCGCUGCUCUUAUCCCUUCGGCCUCAACUGCACCAAGGGCAACUCCUCCAGUGAGCCAUACAUCGCCGCACAUAACCUUCUGCUCUCGCAUGCAUCAGCAGCCGCUCUGUACAAAGAGAAGUACCAGGUGAAACAAGGAGGUUACAUCGGGAUCACACUGCUUGCCCUCUGGUACGAGCCCUUCACGGACUUGGCAGAGGACAUAGCAGCCGCGAAGAGAGCCCUGGAUUUCCAAAUCGGCUGGUUCGUGGAUCCUCUUGUGUACGGAACCUACCCUUCUGUCAUGAGAGAGUUCGUCGGAUCUCGUCUACCGUCCUUCGAACCAGAAGAAUCAAAGAUGCUGAGAGGAUCGUUCGACUUCAUCGGACUGAAUCACUAUACUGCAGUCUUUCUGGAAGCAGCUACCUAUGAUCCCGACGAGAGCGGCAGAGAAUACUACACCGACAUGUCGGUGAAAUUUGCAACUACCGAUGCAGUGCCAAACAUCAUACUCACGAAGGUGCCCCCCCAAACUCUGCCGAUUCUUAAGCAAACGGUAAGAACUUCUUCCGACGGGAACCAAAACUCGCGUCAGGAUUUUGUGUCGGACGACGCACCUACGUUCCCUGCAACUCCAUGGGCUCUGCAAAAGCUACUCGAGUACAUGAAAGUAACAUACGGAAAUCCACCGGUCCUGAUCCACGAGAAUGGGUAUCCGGAGUUCAACGUCGACCCUGCAAACGGACAACAUGAACAGGACGACGACCGUAGAACAAACUUCAUUCAACAGUACAUAGAAAGCUUGCUUCCGUCCAUAAGGAAUGGAUCGAACGUAAAAGGAUACUUUGCGUGGUCGUUCAUCGAUUGCUAUGAGCUAACAAUGGGUUAUACAUCUCGUUAUGGACUAGUUGGAGUCGAUUUUACGACGAAAAACAGGACGAGAUAUUAUAGGAGUUCGGGCGAGUGGUAUUCCCAAUUUCUUCAGCAUAAUGGAGAGGGGAGAAAUGUGGCGAUCGAAUAAACAUUUUUGUUCUAGAGUUUAUGAGUCCUUGAAUAAAAGAUUUGCUUUGUAAGGGACGAGGAUAUUAUAGUCCUUGAAAAAUGCUUAUGUUAUUCCAUUGGUUCUACUGUUGUUUUU